AUGAGUUCGACACGUUGUGCAGCUUGCAAGCAAUUAAGAAGAAAAUGCCCUUCGAAUUGUAUAUUUUUACCAUAUUUUCCUCCAAAUAAUCCUCAAAGAUUUUCUUAUGUUCACAAAAUCUAUGGUGCUAGCAAUGUUGGAAAGAUGCUCCAGCAAGUAGAAGAGCAUCAUCGAACAGAUGUAGCAGACACAUUGUACUAUGAGGCAUAUUGCAGAAUUAAGGAUCCAGUUUAUGGUUGUGUUGGAAUUAUUACUGUAUUACAUGAAGAAAUUUACCAUGUACAAUGCCAAUUGGCUAAAGUACAAGCUCAAAUUGACUUACUCUUUCAAAAUGGAGUUUAUACUUUUGAUCCUUAGUUUU
Solanum dulcamara is the source of this 361-nucleotide messenger RNA. RefSeq names its product LOB domain-containing protein 24-like. The record is from RefSeq and is a predicted model, not a curated record. The coding region runs from base 1 to 357 and encodes 118 amino acids. The transcript has 2 exons. Lineage: Eukaryota; Viridiplantae; Streptophyta; Magnoliopsida; Solanales; Solanaceae.